GGUAAUGAGAGCUCAGCUGCUGAGAUGUUUGGAGGGUCACUUAACUGUUUGGGGGUGAAAGUAGAGAGGAAAUGAAAAGAUGCAGCAGAUGCAUGGACACAAUCAAGAAAGAUUAAUUUGAUGAAAAGCCAUGAAUAAAGGGAAAGAACAGAGGAAAUUUAAGGCCAGAGCAACUACAGGAAUCUAAGACAAAAGCCAAAAAGGCACAGCGAGAGGAUUCGACUAAAGGAAGAGUGAAAAGGAGAUUAUUCUGAGAUAGGGACAGUGAAGAAGUGUAAAAAGUAAGAAUAACAAGGAGGUAAAAGAGGAGAUUGAAAAAAAAGUUGUAUCAGGAUGAAGAGUGAGAGGAAGGCAGUGCUGGCCAUCACAGAAAACAUUGAGAUGGAGCUGUUCUCCUCAGAGGAGUCCUGUGUGGUGAUAGCAGCACAGGAGAAGGAGGAAGUGCACAACUCUGAGACACGCGCUGAGCAUCCUCUGGUCCCUGACUAUGAGGAGGAACCGGAGCUGCAGAUUCAGACCCAACCCAGGCAGCAGGUCAAGCUCAGGUCAGAGCCUCCCCACAAGGAAGAAGCCAGACACUGUGCCCCCAUCCUGGUAUUCAUGGAGGAAAUUGAGAUAGAAAUGGAGGUAUUUCCACCUCUCAGGGUAUCUGAGAGUGCGCUGGUGGAGAUAAAGUCAAACGAUUCCUCUCUGUCGUCCCCAAACAAAGCCAGUCGUCUCAAAUGGAAGAGACUCACUCCGCAGAAGACAGGACUGGUAGUCAAAGAUGUGGUCUGUUUACCCAGAGGACACCACCUGGCUCACCUGGAGAGACACAUUGCUCCACACCGCAAAGAACGAACAGCUCUGACAGCCAUGGGGAUGACCGCUCGCAUCACCAUUGACUAUGGCUGGUCGGCCAAUCAGAUGCAGAGUCGGCUGGCGAUGCUCUUCCGGGGACGGUUUGUAAAACGGGCGGGACAGAGGUUCUCCUUCACAUACUUACAGUGUGUGCAGGGCUCCAGGGUGCUUUUUGUCCCAGACACCCCUGCCGACGGCUGGACCGGCGAGCAGGUGCUCAGGAUCUCUGCACACGGUGAUCUGUACAUCCUCAGCCACCAGGACCACCCACAGGCAGAAUCUCAGAGCUCUAGGAGUGAGACACCUGUGCUGAGCAGGAAGGAGUUCUGUCUGGAGGCCAGCACAGAGAGCUGCCUGGGUGAAGAUGAGCAGCUGGGAAGACAGAACCAGCCUCACGUUGGCAGCAGCAGCACCGAGGAGUUUGCACUCGACCUGGACACCAUCCUGAGACUGUUUAGAGAGGAGAACACGGAUCGAGAUGCAGAAACCCACAUCCAUGUGAGGAGGAGAGACCUGCUGGACAGCGCUCUGAAGGAGGUGAGGAGGCCCGGUUUCUGCUUCAGGACAACACCCAUCGUCUCCUUCAGUGGGGAGGAGACUGAGGGCCACGAGGGACCUCUCAGAGAGUUCUUCAGACUGACUUUGCUGGAGCUGCAGGAAAGCUCUGUGUUUGAAGGUCUCCCAGGGCGUCUUUUCUUGACCUAUGACCUCGCUGCUCUCGAAGACAGGAAGUAUUACGAAGCAGGCCUUCUGAUUGGCUGGUCUCUGACUCAGGGAGGGCCUGGACCUCGUUGUCUGCACCCUGCACUGUACCAGUCAAUGUGUGGCCAGAAUCCAUCUUUGGAGGACAUCAGCUCGAGUGACAUUGUUGAUGCUGAAGCACAGAUAAGACUGCAACAGCUGCGUAGUUGUACUGAUGUGAAGCUGCUGUCUCCCACUCUGUGUGACUGGGUGUCAAACUGUGGGAUCUCUGGAAUCUAUUCAGCCCAUUCUGAUGAAAUACCAGCCAUUUAUAUCCGCCUGGUCAAACAUUAUAUUUUCCACAGGGUGGCCAGUAUGAUCUCCCAGUUCAAAGAGGGGCUGAACAGCUGUGGUGGGCUGUGGAGUAUGGUGGAGUCCCACUGGGAGGCGUUUGAGCCGGUGAUGACCAGCACACAGCAGCAGCCUCUGACCCUGGAAGCGUUCAAACAGCUUUUCACUGUCUGCUACGGCCGUCCAGACAGCGAGCUGAGGGCAGCUGAGGAAGCAACAGUCCAACACUGGGACACGGUCCUGAGCUUGGUCAGCGAUGGUCAGGCGGAUUUUUCCUUUGAAGACCUCCUCGCCUUCAUCACAGGAGUUGAUCAUCUGCCUCCUCUUGGGUUCCCCAGACUGAUCUGUCUGCAUUUUUACUCUCAGGACGUGAACAUGUCAGGUGUGCGUUUGCCCUUCGCCUCCACCUGUGCCCUGGAGCUCUUCCUGCCGAGGGGAGCUGCAGGCGCUGCAGACCUGCUGAUGCUGCUGAGUAGAGCUGUGCGCGAGGCCUCAGGCUUUACAUGUUUGCAGACAGAAGGAGAUGUAGGGGACAGCUGCAUACAAGUGAGGACAAGGUGCUGAAGCUGACUUUGUGGAGCUUAAAGUUUCCUGCAGGAUAUGAACAAUGUGACUGAGAAAAAAGCCACAACACAGUUUGAGACUUUGGUGCUGAUCUGUGAGCUGCUCAUCACGUUAGUCACUGUAACUCAUGAGACCCGUUUGUGUCAUUUUGGGCUUUCUUCCUUCAGAGCUGGGUUUAUAUGUCAGCUGUGUAAUUCUAGCAAUGUCAGGAAACAAUCAUGUGUUUUAAGAAGAGUAGGAUGGAAUGGUUAAUUAAUUAAUUCAUGUUUUAAUUUUUUAAAAAGUGAUUAUUCCAGUAGACUUUAGCUGCAAUUUCCAAUAUCACAAACUUCCAAUACAUGGUGGCAAUUUACAGGAUAGUUUGUUUUAAUACUUAUUUCACAUUUUGUAUUGUAUUUCUGCUGUUGUUUAUAAUUUCAUAAACUAGGAAAUAUUUUACGCUAUUCACAGAUAAAUUUUCACUUGAUAUUGGCCAGUUUUAUUUUUUCAACUGAUCUCCACAAUGUAUAGAGUUUUUGUAAUUGUAAUUAUCUUUGUUUCACAAUCAGAUGUUGAAUAAAGUUUGUUUUCAAAGGAUCUAUGAAAAACAAA
Scatophagus argus is the source of this 3027-nucleotide messenger RNA. RefSeq lists its product as uncharacterized. The coding region runs from base 334 to 2436 and encodes 700 amino acids. Gene Ontology annotation, cellular component: nucleus. The transcript has 15 exons. Gene Ontology annotation, molecular function: ubiquitin-protein transferase activity. NCBI's taxonomy places the organism in Eukaryota, Metazoa, Chordata, Actinopteri, Scatophagidae. The record is from RefSeq and is a predicted model, not a curated record.